Papaver somniferum (opium poppy) is the source of this 2453-nucleotide messenger RNA. Its product is annotated as subtilisin-like protease SBT5.3. The transcript has 11 exons. The coding region runs from base 35 to 2299 and encodes 754 amino acids. The record is from RefSeq and is a predicted model, not a curated record. Gene Ontology annotation, molecular function: serine-type endopeptidase activity. Lineage: Eukaryota; Viridiplantae; Streptophyta; Magnoliopsida; Ranunculales; Papaveraceae. Gene Ontology annotation, biological process: proteolysis.
CUGUCUCUUGCAUUCAAAUCUUUGAGUGAAAAUCAUGAAUAAGUUGAUUGCUACAACUCUUGCGGUUUUCUUGUUCACGUUUGUUGUCACAAAUGAAGCCAAUUCCAUAACCAAGAAGCACUAUAUAGUAUAUAUGGGAGAUCACUCUUUCUCGAAUUCGAAUUCGGUUAUAUCGUCAAACCAUGAUUUGCUUGCAUCAGUUACUGGCUGCAGCAUCCAUCAAGCCAAAGAAGCAACAGUCCACCAUUACAGUAAAAGCUUUAGAGGCUUCUCAGCGAUACUUACAGACGAUCAAGCACAACAGCUUCGCGAAACAGAAUCGGUUAUAUCAGUUUUUGAAAGUAAGAUCAACCAACUCCAUACAACCCAUUCCUGGGAUUUCCUUGGCAUCGACGAUGUUCCACAAAAUAACGCAAACGUUGAAUUGAAAUCAGACGUGAUCGUUGGCGUCAUUGAUUCUGGAGUUUGGCCUGAGUCAGAAAGCUUCAACGAUAACGGAUUAGGGCCUGUCCCGAAAAGAUUCAAGGGAGAAUGUGUUCCUGGAGAUCAGUUCACAGUUGAGCACUGCAACAGGAAGAUAAUCGGUGCUCGGUAUUACUCUCAAGGAAAUGAAAAAGCUACAGGACCGUUUGAGUCUCGAAAUCUAACAUUCUUUCGAUCUGCACGUGAUAGCGAUGGCCAUGGAACUCAUGUUGCAUCAACAGUUGCUGGAUCAGUUGUCAAUAAUGUGAGUUUAUUUGGUAUGGCAAGUGGAACUGCAAGGGGCGGUAUGCCGAGUGCUAGACUUGCCAUAUACAAAACGUGUUGGCUUGGUGGUGGAUGUACAGACGCUGAUAAUCUAGCAGCCUUUGAUGAUGCCAUUAGUGAUGGAGUUGAUAUCAUUUCUAUCUCUAUAGCUGCUUCUCCAGAUGGUUUCUUUGAUGAUCCCAUUUCAAUUGGAUCUUUCCAUGCGUUCAAGAAAGGUAUUCUUGUUUCUACUUCAGCGGGAAAUACAGGUGUUGCUACAACAAAAUGCGCUCCUUGGCUCCUAACUGUUGCUGCUAGCUCUAUCGACCGAGAAUUCAUUUCCAACGUUCAGCUUGGAAAUUCAAAGAUUUUGAAGGGAUCCUCUAUAAACCCAUUAAAAAUGGAUAAAUUUCACCGGAUAAUAUUUGCAAGUGAUGCAGCUGCUGCAGGUGUUUCAGCAGGAAACGCAAGCUCAUGCAUCGAAGGCACGCUAGACCAUAAGUUGAUUAAGGGGAAGAUAGUGGUGUGCAGGGGAAAUGGUAGUGGGAAAGAUAUUGCUGUAAGAGAUGGUGGUGGUGGUGGUAUGAUACUUUUCGCCCCCUCACUUGGACUACUAAGUGAUAGCAGCCCUCAGUACGUCAUUCCAACUACUGUUCUUGACACAAAAGAAAUACAAGUUCUUCGAAAAUACGCAACCCAAGCGAAGAGCCCAAUCGCUAAAAUAUUCCCAUCAACGACAGCAAUUGCCAACAACACCACUCGUGCACCAAAAAUGGCACGCUUUUCUUCGAUUGGACCAAAUACUGUCACCCCUGACAUUAUCAAACCUGACAUUACAGCACCUGGUGUGAGGAUAUUGGGAGCCUGGACUCCAGUAGGUUUGAGAGCAGAACGAUCUGUUGACUAUAAUGUUCUUUCAGGAACGUCCAUGGCCUGCCCACAUGCCUCUGCAAUCGCGGCCAUCAUUAAAAGUCACCACCCUUCGUGGAGUCCAUCAGCUAUAAAAUCUGCCAUAAUGACAACAGCAAAUGCCAUGGAUAAUACCAAGAGACCCAUAUUGGAAAGUCCCACCGAUUCUCCAGCGUCACCAUUCAACUACGGAUCCGGGCAUGUAAAUCCCAUAGCAGCACUAGAUCCUGGACUGGUAUAUGAAUUUGGCUCCAAUGACAUACUCAACUUCUUAUGUGGUGCUCGUGCAAACUCUUCGCAAAUUCAAAUGGUCACUGGAACGAAAAUCACUUGUAAAAACCCACUAAUUCCCACUUACAAUUUAAACUAUCCUUCAAUUGGUGUGGCCAGUAUGAACGGAAAGGUAACGGUUAAACGAACAGUGACAUAUGUUGGUCGUGGCCCAGCAACUUUCAGAGCUUUUACUAAGAACCCAUCUGGUGUUAAAGUCACAGUAAAACCAAGUGUGCUAAGAUUCAAAAGAACUGGUGAAAGGAAGUCAUUUCGGGUUCGUUUCAUUCCUUCCAAAGCUAGUAAUGGAAGUUUUGUUUUCGGAUCCAUGAGUUGGAGAAGUGAUCUAUACCAAGUUAGAAGUCCGAUUGCAGUGAAUGUAAUUACAGUCUAAUCAAGAAUGUGCAGUAGUAAACUUUACAAUAAGAAGUUUCAGAUCAAUCGCAAUGUAAUUUAGACACAGUGUGUUCGCUUUGAUUGGUGCUGACCCCUGCAUUAGGGGAUUGAUUUGUAAUAAAUUUCAGUAUACAUCACCAGAUAAUUUUCUU